This is a messenger RNA of Aspergillus sclerotioniger CBS 115572, 1359 nucleotides long. RefSeq lists its product as uncharacterized. Lineage: Eukaryota; Fungi; Ascomycota; Eurotiomycetes; Eurotiales; Aspergillaceae. The transcript is spliced from 3 exons. The record is from RefSeq and is a predicted model, not a curated record. Bases 1 to 1359 code for a protein of 452 amino acids.
AUGCGCCAUCUACCACCGGAACUGCUCUGCAUGAUUGGGAAUUACGUGGACGACAAGCCUACGCAGCGGGCUUUGGCUGAGUGUUCCCGAUACUUCCACAACUUAUUCAUGCCACGCCUAUAUUCAUCUAUCGAGCCAUUUACUAGCAUCCCAUAUACUGACGCCAAACCUAGCCAACUAAAGUCAUCCCGCACUUUCGCACUCAUCCGACUGCUCUGGUCUCGGCCCGACUUGGCCCGCCACGUCCAGCAUAUGGAAUUUCAUCUGCACAAUGGCUACAGAGAUGCCUGGGUGGGUGUACUGCUCACUCGUUUGAGUCGCCUGAAGACUAUCACGGCCCAUGCUUGCCCCAUCGCUCUAGACAUAAACCUGAUUUUUGAAAAGGCAGCUUUGCGCCAAUCCCCAUUUCAUCGAGAUGUUCCGUUCCCUCAUCUCAACAAGGUCAGAUUUGUACAGCUACCGGGACACUAUCCCGUCUAUGCCGAGACUCUUAUCCCUUUCUUCUAUUUUCCAGCUCUGCGCAGUGUCGAGGGCUUGGGUGUUCGCGAGAGCCUUAGACCAUAUGUGCACCCCAAGCUCCGUGGCAUCAAGAAUAUCGGGUCCCCAGUGAGAGAGAUUACGGUAUCGGGGCCAAGCCACUUUAGAACAGUCGGCCUAUGGAUCGAAGCGUGCAGCAAUCUCGAGCGGGUUCAUGUUAAUAUAGAACCGAGUCGGGCUGUAGACCUCGAGUGGUAUCAAUCCCGGGUCAAAGGGGUUCGCAAAAGUCUUUUGCCGGCGAAGAGAACCCUCAAGUCGCUUUGUCUUCUAUUGAUCGAUUUCCGUGUGAGGAGCCAUUAUCUUCGCGACCAUUAUGAGGCAUUGCGAGGAGUUCUCGAUGGACCCUUUGGCUCAUUUAAAGAAUUUGAAGUGCUGGAGCAUCUGAGUAUACGGCAUCCCAAUCUUGUCACUCUCUCGGGGGAGGACACCGGGGGCGAACAUAGUAAAGAUGGAGAACGUCUUAUUGACUUAUUGCCCAGGUCACUCAAGUCACUUGAGAUCACCGAAAUUCAGCGGAAAUUUCUGGCUGGUUUGAUAGCCGAUAUAUUGUUUCUAGGCCAGCAUCGCGAGUCUUCGGUGCCUUGCUUGGAGAGUAUCGCGCUCGUUGUGAUAGAGGAAUGGCCACCCUAUGUCGCGUCCCUUAAAAGCCUGGCACUGAUGCUUGAUGCGGGACGCAUCUACAGGGAUCGUUGGGAUGACAGUGGCGAUUCAGACGAAGAUGAAUAUUCUGAUGAAAAUUUUUGUUUGUAUGGAUACGAAUAUUCCGACGAAUAUUCUGAUGAAGACGAAGAAGACGAAGAAGACGAAGAAGUGGCGCAAUGA